Diceros bicornis minor is the source of this 2528-nucleotide messenger RNA. Its product is annotated as CSC1-like protein 1. Lineage: Eukaryota; Metazoa; Chordata; Mammalia; Perissodactyla; Rhinocerotidae. Gene Ontology annotation, molecular function: calcium-activated cation channel activity; nucleic acid binding. The annotation marks the transcript as partial. Gene Ontology annotation, cellular component: plasma membrane. The transcript is spliced from 20 exons. The record is from RefSeq and is a predicted model, not a curated record.
UGGUCAUUUAAUGUCAAAGACGACGAUUCUGUCUGCCUCCCAAAGACAAAGAAGUUGGAAGCUAACCCCCGUUCUCUCCGUUUCCAGGGACUGUUCUCCUGGCUGGUUAGGAUCUUCCACCUGAGCGAUGACCAGAUCUGGGAGCGGUGUGGUGAGGACGCCAUCCACUACCUGUCCUUCCAGAAACACAUCAUUGUCCUGCUGGUGGUGGUCAGCUUCUUGUCUCUGUGUGUCAUCCUGCCCGUCAACCUCUUGGGAGACUUGCUGGACAAAGACCAUAACAGUUUUGGGAGGACGACAAUAGCAAACCUACAGACUGGCAACAACCUCCUUUGGCUGCACUCCAUCUUUGCCGUCAUUUACCUCUUCCUCACCGUGGGCUUCAUGCGGCACCACACCCGGUCCAUCAGGUGCUCAGAGGAGAACCUGGUGAGAUGGACGCUGUUCAUCACAGGACUCCCCAGAGGUGCCAAGAAGGAGACCAUGGAGAACCACUUCCGGGACGCGUACCCCACGUGUGAAGUGGUGGAGGUCCAGCUCUGCUACGACGUGGCCAGGCUGAUGGACCUGUGCCAGGAGAGAGAAAAUACCAAGAAGAGCCUGACCUAUUACACAAACCUGCAGAUGAAGGCAGGCCAGAGGCCUCUCAUUAACACCAAGUGCUGCGGCCAGUUCUGCUGCUGCAAAGUGCCCGGGUGUGAGCGGGAGGACGCCAUCUCUUACUACAGGCGCAUGAAGGACCGGCUGAUGGAGAAGAUCACAGAGGAGGAAUCCAGGGUCUGGGACCAGCCACUGGGAAUGGCCUUCGUCACCUUCCAGGAGAAGUCCAUGGCCACCUACAUCCUGAAAGACUUCAACACCUCCAAGUGUCAGGGCCUUCAGUGCGAAGGUGAGCCCCAGCCAUCCUCCUACAGCAGAGAGCUCUGCCCCUCCAAGUGGACGGUCACCUUGGCCUCUCACCCCGAGGACAUCUGCUGGAAGAACCUCUCUGUCCAGGGCCUCUGCUGGUGGUUCUGGUGGCUGGUCAUCAACCUCAUUCUCUUCAAGGUGCUGUUUUUUCUGACCACACCCUCCAUCAUCCUGUCCACCACGGACAAGUUCGGUGUCACCAAACCCAUCUAUGCACUGAAUAAUGCAUUCAUCAGCCAGUUCUUCCCAACCCUCCUCCUGUGGUUAUUCUCAGCCCUGCUCCCCACCAUCGUCUACUACUCUACGCUGCUGGAGUCUCACUGGACCACGUCUCAGGAAAACCGGAUCAUGAUGAGCAAGGUCUACAUAUUCUUGAUCUUCAUGGUGCUAAUUCUGCCCUCUCUCGGCCUCACCAGUCUGGAUUUCUUCUUCUGGUGGCUCUUUGACAAGACUUUCUCAGACGCCUGUAUCAGGUUGGAGUGCGUCUUCCUGCCCGACCAAGGCGCCUUCUUUGUGAACUACAUCAUCGCCUCGGCCUUCAUCGGCAACGGCAUGGAGCUGUUGCGGCUGCCCGGCCUCAUCCUCUACACCUUCCGCAUGCUCAUGGCCAAGACGGCCGGCGACCGCAGGAACGUCAAGCAGAACCAGGCCUCCCAGUCUGAGUUUGGAGCCAUGUACGCGUGGAUGCUGUGCGUCUUCACCGUCGUCAUGGCCUACAGCAUCACCUGCCCCCUCACCACGCCAUUCGGCCUCGUCUACAUCCUGCUCAAGCACAUGGUGGACCGGCACAACCUCUACUUCGUUUACCUCCCGGCCAAGCUGGAGAAGAGGAUCCACUUCGCGGCUGUGAGCCAGGCUUUGGCUGCUCCCAUCCUGUGCCUCUUCUGGCUCUACUUCUUCUCCUUCCUGCGCCUGGGUCCGAGGGCCCCUCACAACAUGUUCACCUUGCUGGUCCUGCUGCUCACCGUCCUGGUCGGCCUGGCCUACGCCUGCUUCGGAUGCUUUAAGCACCUCAUCCCUCUGAACUACAAGACAGAAGAAUUGGCAAGUAACACAGGAAGCAAAGCAGAGGCCCACGUGCCUCCACCCUUCACACCCUACGUGCCCCCAAUUCUGAGCAGCUUGGCCUCCGAGAGAACGGCCCUGUCCCCGCAGCAGCAGCAGACCUCUGGCGCCAUCCACAACAUCAGUGGGGCCAUCCCGGGGCAGGGCCUGGCCCAGGGUCCUGGGGACAGCGUGGUGGCUCCCUCAGGAGGGCUGAGGAUGGGCGAGCUGCCAGGCUGGGCCAGGCUCCAGGAGCCGGGAGGAGAUGCAAACACCAGCCACCCUGAACCAGACCAAGCCUCACCACAAGAGCUGUGCCCGUGACCUUUCCCUUAUUUUUAAUGCUAAGAUCUCUCCAGGGGGAGCUUAGGCCUUAUCACCCUAACCUGCAGUGUAUGUGGAAGCGUGUUCUCCAACUGAGCCUGCGCAAGCGAAUAUCCGCCUCUCCCUUUUGAAUAUUGAGUCCACAUCCAAAAUGAAGGUCUUUUCUUGCCUUUGUUCGGGCCACUAUGACUUUGGAAAUGAUUCCUCAUGGUCUCCUGUUUGCUGCAAAUACAGUUUACUUUGUGAGACAA